Formica exsecta is the source of this 1492-nucleotide messenger RNA. RefSeq names its product protein yellow-like (gene Y-f). The coding region runs from base 88 to 1296 and encodes 402 amino acids. Lineage: Eukaryota; Metazoa; Arthropoda; Insecta; Hymenoptera; Formicidae. The record is from RefSeq and is a predicted model, not a curated record. Gene Ontology annotation, cellular component: extracellular region. The transcript has 6 exons.
UAUCGGCAUAUAAAAGCCAGCGACACGGUCUACAACAGACGUCAUUCCACUUCAUCGUUCCACAGAAGACCGGUCAGAUUAAGCAAUAUGUUCUACUUGCUACUUCUGGCCUGCCUGGCCAUGGCAACUGGCUACAGCUUCAAUACCGAUUACUCGUGGAAGCAGGUCGAAUUCAAACUUCCAAAUGAUACCAUCCGAAAUGAGUUCAUCGCUUCCGGCGAUUACAUCCCGGAUAACAACAUGCCAUUAGGCUUGGCCACUUGGCACAAAAAAAUGUUCGUCACAAUACCGCGAUGGAAAAAUGGCGUUUUAGCUAAUUUAAAUAGCUUUUCGAUGGUCGACGCUACACACAGUCCGAUCUUAACACCGUAUCCUAAUCUCGAGGCAAAUAACAUUCAUUCACCUGACGGCCUCGUAAAUAUUUUUCGUGUCAGGAUCGAUGCUUGCGAUCGCAUGUGGGGUCUCGAUACAGGAAUAAACGAUAUUUUGGGAAAUUUCACAGUUGUACGACCGAUGACGCUUGUUGUUAUCGAUUUGAAAACGGAUAAGAUUAUUCGCAAAUACAUUCUGAAGGAUACAGACGUAAAGCCGGAUAGCUUCAUCGCCGAUCUUGUGGUCGAUGUUGCACCCGGACAAUGCGACAAAGUCUAUGCUUACAUGAGUGAUUUUGGUGAAUAUGGUAUGGUGGUAUACAGCUGGGAAAAGAACGAUUCUUGGCGAAUUAAUCAUCAUUUCUUCCAUUUCGAUCCAUUAAAUGGUGAUUACAAUAUUAACGGCUAUAACUUCCAAUGGACCGAUGGUGUUUUUGGAAUGUCUCUGUCCCCAAUUUGCGAUGAUGGAUACAGAACACUCUAUUUUCACGCUAUGUCGGGUAUCACGGAAUUUUCCGUGUCUACGAAUGUUCUACAAGAUAAUACAUUGAAAAAAGGGAAGAAUCACUAUAAUUUCCAUAUUGUUGGUAAUAAGGGACCGUUGACUCAAGGAUCAUCUUCCAUCAUCGAUUCAGAAACAUGCAUCGACUAUUUUACUCAAAUAAAUAGAAAUGGUAUAGCGUGUUGGGAUACUACAGUAAAAUUAAGUCCAAAAACAUUCAAUUUAGUGGCGCAGGACAACACGACACUGGUGUUUCCUCAAGAUAUAGCUAUCGACGAUACUUCUCGAAAAUUAUACGUGCUUUCUAAUAAUUUACAGAAAUUUUUAUUUGACAGCUUCGAUCCGUUAAUGACAAACUUUUUCAUUACUUCAGCUGACCUCGGAACAUUAACAUCUCUGUGCAAAAAUAAUACAGCAGAGUAGUUAAAGUUAGAUUACAAAAAAAUAUCUUUCUAUUUUACUAUUUAAUUAUACAUAUGUGUAAUAUUACAGACUUUUAUAUAAGUAUAAAUUAAGAAACAUUAAGUGUAUGAUAAGUACUUAUAUUUCUUUAAUGUUAACGCAACGUGUCUACACAAACGUAACUAUAAAUAAAGAUUUCUUUCGAUUAUCUUUUUAA